Molecule: messenger RNA, 1018 nt
Organism: Meloidogyne enterolobii
Lineage: Eukaryota; Metazoa; Nematoda; Chromadorea; Rhabditida; Meloidogynidae
Source: the annotation of a GenBank genome assembly
GAUGUCAACAAUUUCAAAAUAUUUUGGUAAAUUUAAAGGAGAAGAUGUUUUAGAAUGUCAAUUAAUAUCCAAAACCGGCGUUUGUAUAAAAAUAUUAAAUUAUGGGGCAAUAAUUCGUGAUUGGCAAAUUCCAAUGUUAAAUGGAAGUAAACGUUGUGUAGUUCUGGGAUUUGAUAAUAUAGAAGAUUAUAUUGAAUAUAGUCCUUUCUUUGGGGCAAUUGUUGGGAGAGUUGCUAAUAGAAUUGGAGGGGCUAAAUUUUUGUUGGAAGGAAAAGAAUAUUUAUUAGAUAAAAAUGAAGGGGUAAAUCAUUUACAUGGAGGCGAGACAACCUUUGGAAAAAGAUUGUGGAAGAUGACACAAAUUUCAGAAAGUUCUGUUCAAUUAAAUAUUUUUAGUUCAGAGGAGGAAAGUGGAUAUCCAGGGAAUUUGAAUGUUAAAGUUAUUUACAGAUUGGUGGAUAAUUUACUUGAAAUUGAAUUUGAAGCUAGCACUGAUACUUUAACUCCUCUAAAUUUAGUGCAGCAUAAUUAUUUUAAUUUGGCUGGAAGUGGGGAUAUAAGUAAUCAUUGGUUGAAAUUAAAUUCUGAUUUUUAUACUCCAACAAAUAAAGAAAUGAUUCCGACUGGAGAAAUAAUUAAUGUUGACAAUACUUUAUUUGAUUUUCGUAAUGGGAAAUUAUUAAAUAAAAAUAGUCAUCAACCUUUAGAAUUAGACAAUAAUUUUAUUUUAAAUAACAAAAAUUCUUCAGAGCCUGUAGCUAUUCUUAAAAGUCCAGAUAAUUUAUUAACAUUAAAAUUAUGGACAGAUCAACCAGCUUUACAAGUUUAUACUGCUGGAAAACUUAAUUUGCCAUCAAAAAUAAAAGGAUUAAAUAACCAAUUAUACCCUCCAUUUGGAGGGAUUUGCUUAGAGGAUCAACAAUUUCCAGAUGCUGUUAAUCAUCCAAAAGUGUUUCCAUCAAUAAUCAUUUCACCUACAAAUCCAUACAAGCAUUUAUGUAAAAUAGAGAUUGCUUGA